AUGUUUAAAGCAUAUAAUUUAUUAAAUAGAAUUUGGUGCCCUCUUAAAUCUACUGUGCGAAACUAUCCUUACCCAAUCAAUUUCUAUAAUUUCCUCAAGAAUCAGCCUCAUACUCGUUGUUCUGUGCUCGACAACGGUCUCACUGUAGCUUCAGAAGAAAGAGAAUGCUACAACGCGUGUGUAGGGCUCUACAUUAACGCCGGCGCUAGGUAUGAGAGCCUUUUCGAAAACGGAAUAGCACAUUUUUUCGAACACAUAGCAUUCAAGGGAACGAGAGCCAGGACAAAGGCUUUGUUGGAAGAACAGAUGUCCUCCAUCGGAGCACACUUCAAGUGUUUCACAACACGCGAAAUGGUCGCUUACUAUGCAGAGUGUCUAUGCGAAGACCUUCCUCUGGUCGUAGAUAUCUUGUCGGACUGCGUGUUCAACAAUUGCUACUCUAUCGCCGACAUAGAGCAACAAAAAUGCACCGUUUUCUUAGAAAUGCUGGAACAUGACCGUGAUCACAAUGAACUUCUAUCUGAUUACCUUCAUAGCACAGCAUUUCAGGGUACCCCGCUAGCGCAAUCUGUAAUGGGACGGAGCAGCAACUUAUACAACUUCAGCGACUGUACUGUCAGCAGAUACGUAGAGAGACUGUUUGAUCCCACAAGGACAGUGUUAGUUGCAGUGGGAGGUGUAAAGCAUGAACAGCUGUUGUGCUUAGCUCAAUGUUACCUGAGUAAGCUUGAACCGACGAAGUGCGUAGACAGUGAUGAGUAUCGCUUUACAGGUUCCGAAGUGAGAUACAGGGACGAUUCGAUGCCUGUUGCUAACGUGGCUUGCGCAGUGGAAGGGCCCAGUUUCUGCGACCCUGACAAUGCCGUGAUGGAUGUGGCGGCGGCGGCGAUUGGCGGCUGGGAUCGCUCUCAGCCCGGAGGCCAGGAUCAUCCAACUGCCGCAGCGCGAAAUGCUUCUCUUGGCCAGUUCUGCGAUUCUUACAAGGCUUUUAACAUAAACUAUAAGGACACUGGCCUCUGGGGUGUUCAGUUUAUGGCACCUUCCCUAAAAUUAGAAGAUAUGCUGUACACAAUCCAAGACCAAUGGAUGAGGUUGUGCACUGUGAUAACAGACCCUGAAUUGGAGAGAGCGAAAAGAGAGGUGAAGACCAAGCUUCUAUCAAAGACAGAGAGUUGCCGCGGGACUUGCCACGAGAUCGGUCGGUGGUUGCUGUAUAAUGGUUACCGCCCACCUCUGUACGAGCGUCUUCAGAUUGUUGAUGGCAUAUCGGCUAAAGACGUGAAACAAGCGUGUGACCGGUACAUUUACGAUCGAUGCCCAGCCGUCGCUGCCGUCGGUCAAACAGAAGGGCUGCCCGAGUAUACUAGAAUUAGAGCCGGCAUGUACUGGUUACGGCUUUGA
Molecule: messenger RNA, 1401 nt
Organism: Ostrinia nubilalis (European corn borer)
Lineage: Eukaryota; Metazoa; Arthropoda; Insecta; Lepidoptera; Crambidae
Product: cytochrome b-c1 complex subunit 1, mitochondrial-like
Exons: 1
Coding region: 1-1401 (466 amino acids)
Cellular component (GO): mitochondrion
Molecular function (GO): metalloendopeptidase activity; metal ion binding
Source: RefSeq, a predicted model, not a curated record